Molecule: messenger RNA, 729 nt
Organism: Fomitopsis serialis
Lineage: Eukaryota; Fungi; Basidiomycota; Agaricomycetes; Polyporales; Fomitopsidaceae
Exons: 5
Source: RefSeq, a predicted model, not a curated record
ACAGGCAUACGUGACGAGGGGACUCUGAAACAACAUAUAUUGAAGGUUCAGCGUGACGCUUAUCAGACCAGAUCUUAUACAUGCAUCCGCUGGUUCACAUUCACAGAGCUCCAAUUAGCAAGGCUUCCAGCAUACACUGAACUCCUGAAGCUUGGACAAGAACGCCAAGGGGCCAUCCUGCUCGAAAUAGGAUGCUGCUUUGGUAAUGAUAUAAGGAAGGCAAUCGCAGACGGCUAUCCACUCCAGAACUGCAUCGUGUCAGACAUUGAGCCCGCCCUCUGGAACUUCGGCUUCCAGCUCUUCAACGACACUCCAGAAACAUUCCCUGUCCCCAUCGUCGCAGGCGACGCCCUCGACACAGCCUUCCUCGAGCCCGUCCCUCCCUUCACCUCUCACCCCUCCACUCCAGCCCCUCCUCUGUCCUCCGUCACGCAAUUGUCCCAGCUCCACGGGCAAGUCUCUGCCAUAUACCUCUCCGCCGUCUUCCACCUCUUCCCCGAGGAGAAGCAGCUCCAGCUCGCACAUGCGAUCGCAGGGCUACUCUCGCCCGCCCCGGGAUCGCUGAUCCUCGGCUGGCACGCCGGCCUCCACGAGAAGGGCGUGCUCCCGGGCCCGCAGCGUCCGGACGGCCAGCAUAUGGGUAUCUUCUGCCACUCGCCGCAGACGUGGAAGGAGCUGUGGGACGGGGGCGUUUUCCCGAAGGGACGGUGCGCGUCGAGGCGGAGUUGA